AUGCCAGGCCUCCCUCUGGUCUCGUCGUUUUUGUGUUGCAUGUUGAAAAGUCCCACCGUAACUUCGAGAAUCAAUAGGUCGCAUUGCAUAACUGAUGGCUCCCUAAUAGGUGAUGAUGUGCACAGUAAUCCCAGUAAAGUUCGAGAUGUCCGUAAAGUAGAUAUUGUGAAGCUACUCGCAAGCGAUUGA
Molecule: messenger RNA, 189 nt
Organism: Blumeria graminis f. sp. triticale
Lineage: Eukaryota; Fungi; Ascomycota; Leotiomycetes; Helotiales; Erysiphaceae
Source: the annotation of a GenBank genome assembly